Messenger RNA from Raphanus sativus (radish), 798 nucleotides. RefSeq names its product protein NRT1/ PTR FAMILY 5.12-like. The transcript is spliced from 3 exons. Bases 1 to 798 code for a protein of 265 amino acids. Gene Ontology annotation, biological process: transmembrane transport. The record is from RefSeq and is a predicted model, not a curated record. Gene Ontology annotation, molecular function: transmembrane transporter activity. NCBI's taxonomy places the organism in Eukaryota, Viridiplantae, Streptophyta, Magnoliopsida, Brassicales, Brassicaceae. Gene Ontology annotation, cellular component: membrane.
AUGGGGUUCUAUCGCCGACUCAUUUCUUGGUCGUUUCCGUACAAUCCUUUUCACGUCCUCGCUCUAUAUCUUGCAACGAUUCCUUCUACAUGCAAAGAUCAAGAAACACUUGUCUCGUGCGUUUCUCAGUUCAAAGUGACAGUCUUCUUUUGUGCUCUCUAUCUAAUAGCACUAGGCGAAGGAGGUUUCAAGGCAUGUCUUAGAGCUUUCGGCGCAGAUCAGUUUGAUGAACAAGACCCUGAAGAGUCCAAAGCGAAGAGCUCAUUCUUUAACUGGUUGUAUUUUGCGAUAUCUUUUGGCAUAUUGGCCACUAGGUUGAUCUCUAAUUAUGUCCAAGAGAAUCUGAGCUGGGCUUUAGGGUUUGGGAUUCCAUGCGUUUCCAUGAUGCUCUCUCUCUUCUUGUUUUUGCUUGGAACCAACACUUAUCGCUUCAGCACUGGAGGAGAAGUAAGAGAAGGACGAAAGCAUAAUAACCCUUUUGUAAGAAUUGGACGUGUUUUUGUUGCUGCUGUGAAAAAUCGGCGAGAAACCUCUUCAGAAACUCUCCUUCCUCACGAAAUUUCGAAGCAAUUCAGAUUCCUAGACAGGGCGGCGGUUUCAUGUGAUUCGGCUGAAGUUGAAGAAGCAAAAUCUGUGCUAAGUCUCGUUCCAGUUUGGAUGUGUUGUUUAGUAUUUGGCAUUGUUUAUGCGCAAUCCCCUACUUUCUUCACAAAGCAGGGAGACACAAUGGACAGAUCAAUCUCACCAACAUGUGAAGACUUUGUGUCUCUUGGGCCUGCUCGUGGGCUUCGGGUUUGA